This is a messenger RNA of Meyerozyma guilliermondii ATCC 6260, 729 nucleotides long. It is a transcript of the gene CKB2, whose product is annotated as casein kinase 2 regulatory subunit. Gene Ontology annotation, molecular function: protein kinase regulator activity. The record is from RefSeq and is a predicted model, not a curated record. Bases 1 to 729 code for a protein of 242 amino acids. NCBI's taxonomy places the organism in Eukaryota, Fungi, Ascomycota, Pichiomycetes, Serinales, Debaryomycetaceae. Gene Ontology annotation, cellular component: cytoplasm; protein kinase CK2 complex. The transcript has a single exon.
AUGGGUGACGAGUACAUAUCAGAUUCCAGCUCUGAUUUCACCGAUUAUUGGAUUGACCUUUUUCUUGGAAUCAAGGGCAACGAGUACUUCUGCGACAUAGACGACGAAUACAUUCGUGAUAGAUUCAAUCUUACCGGUCUCAACCAAGAAGUAAGUCGACUUCCCACCCUCAUUGAUAUCAUAACCGAUCUAGUAGACAUCGAGCUGCAACCUGAAGAGCACAGAGAUGCCUUGGAACACAACGCCCGGGUCCUCUACGGCCUCAUACACGCACGGUACAUUCUCACGACUCGUGGAUUGAACAAAAUGUUCGAAAAGUAUAGAAAUGGCGAUUUUGGGUAUUGUCCCCGGGUUCACUGCCAGCUUCAUCCGCUCCUUCCCGUGGGUCUCCAUGACCUGCCUCGGGUGUCCAGUGUCAAAUUGUACUGUAGCAAAUGCGAGGACUUGUACAAUCCCAAAUCAGGCCGGCAUUCGGUGAUUGACGGUGCGUACUUUGGGUCUUCGUUUCCUGCUAUGUUUCUUCAAAACUUUUCGCAGGCCAUUCCAACCCAUUCGGCCGAAAUGUAUACUCCCAAGGUGUUCGGCUUCAAGUUGCAUGAAUACUCCAAGCUCAAUCGCUGGAGAGAGUUACAACGGUCGCAUCUCGAGCGGCGAUUAACGAGCAAAGGUAUCGAGACCAAAAACGUAGUGGGGGGAUUCACGCAUAAUGCACCGAAGGAGAAUGAAUAG